UGCUGCAUACCUGGCGAACGAGGUCCACCUGGUGAUACUGGCCUUCCAGGACUGCCCGGUAGUCCUGGUCCAGAUGGUGCUCCAGGUAGGCCAGGUGCAACACCGAAUGCUUCCUGCAUACCGGAAAGAAUAUUCGAACCGCCGCCAUGUCUGCCGUGUCCUCAAGGCCCUCGUGGCGUUCCCGGUCAUCCUGGUUUUCCAGGAGAUCCAGGAGAUCCUGGCAUACCGGGAAAGCCUGGUAAUUUGUUUGUGUUUUUUUAAACAGCUUUGA
Messenger RNA from Gongylonema pulchrum, 271 nucleotides. The record is from the annotation of a GenBank genome assembly. NCBI's taxonomy places the organism in Eukaryota, Metazoa, Nematoda, Chromadorea, Rhabditida, Gongylonematidae.